Molecule: messenger RNA, 2008 nt
Organism: Aethina tumida (small hive beetle)
Lineage: Eukaryota; Metazoa; Arthropoda; Insecta; Coleoptera; Nitidulidae
Product: glutathione hydrolase 1 proenzyme
Exons: 10
Coding region: 188-1951 (587 amino acids)
Biological process (GO): glutathione catabolic process
Cellular component (GO): plasma membrane
Molecular function (GO): glutathione gamma-glutamate hydrolase
Source: RefSeq, a predicted model, not a curated record
UCAUUUUCAUCUUUGAUUUAAUUGGCAUUACACAUCAGUGAAAAUGACAUGACGUUAAACAUAAAUUUUAAUAAUUUAAUUAAUACAUAUUUAAUCAUUGUCAAGAAGUGACAUUUAUUCAGUAUGACUUAACAUCACAUGAAAAUGACAGUGCCAGACUCAAAAUUAUUUAGUUAAUUAAUAAAAUAUGGAAUCUACACAGAAUAGAACAGAAUGUGACUGUAAAUGCACGUUUAAAAAUGAGUGUAACCCACAAAGUUUAACAUGUCGUAUCAGAAAUGGGCGAUUUUAUUUAUUGUCUGCAGCCUUUGUAAUUUUCGCGGUAUCCUAUAUAUAUUGUUACUUCGCCCGUACACAAUUCAUUCGGGGUGCCGUUGUGGCUAGUGUGCCCGAAUGCGCCGAAAUUGGAGGGAAUAUCAUAGAAGAGGGUGGAUCGGCGGUGGACGCCGCGAUAGCGGCCGCAUUCUGCAAUGGUGUCGUCAUGCAGGGCAACAACGGAUUGGGAGGAGGUUUAUCUAUGAUGAUACACACUCAAAAAGAAGGAGAUGCCAAAUUUUUGGAAGCGAGGGAAACUGCCCCCUGGAAAUCUAGAAGAAAUAUGCUGACUAAAGGAGAAAUAAUCUCAGGACCUUUGGUGGUUGGUGUGCCAGGACAAUUGAGGGGUUUUGCAGAAGCUCAUAAACGGUAUGGCGUUCUGAAGUGGAAGGCCCUUAUUAAACCAACGAUUAAUCUUUGUGAAAAGGGCAUAAAUGUGUCCAAAGUCUUGGCUGAUGAUUUACAAAAGUACGACCUUGUUAUAAAGAAGAAUGAGGUACUGAGGAAUACCUUUAUUAACCCAGAGCACGGUAGCACGUACAAACAGGGCGAAAUUCUAAAACUUCCUUUGUAUGCCAAAACAUUGCGUGUAAUCUCUAAAGAAGGAGCUGAAGCUUUAUACACAGGAAGCUUGUCCAAGCAAUUUGUAAAAGAUAUUAACGGGCUUAUUGACUUGGAAGACAUGGCGUAUUAUCUUCCUAGAUGGGAGGAACCGUAUACUGGUACUCUUCUAAAUGGCGAGACCUUUUACAGUGCGGGACUACCACAAAGUGGUAUCUUGUUGACGUUCAUCUUCAACGUACUCCAAGGUUUUUUAACUAGAAAUCCAAAAUUGAUUAAAAAUUGGAUCAGAAUCGUUGAGACAUUCAAGUACGCUUAUGGUGCCCGUCCAUCUCUUGGCGACAAUCCUUACCUUGUUAAAAGGGUUGUAGACAAUUUAACUUCAUAUUCACACGCCAAAUACAUCAGACAACACAUCUACGAUAAUAUAACGUUUCAAAAUUACGAUCAUUACGCCUCCACCCAGUUAGAUAGCCUGGAGGAACCGUAUUCCGCAUACGUCUGUGUCAUUAAAUCAGGAGAUGCGGUUGUUCUUGCCAGCAAUCUCCACCACCCUUGGGGAGCUGGUUACGCAGCACCACACACUGGUAUCGUAUUGAACGCUCUGAUGUUAUCAUUUUCGAAAACGUGUUCUAGGAACCAGUACACGAUGCCAUAUUCAAAGGCGAAUUUAAUUGAACGAGGUAGACGUCCAUUGACUCCGAUGAGUCCUACUAUUGUUUUGGACUACAGACGGUCAAUGAAACUGGUAAUUGGAGCUGUCGGAGGCAAAAAAGUACUUUCUGUUAUCGCGCAAGUAUUGUUGAGGGCGUUGUGGUUUAAUAAUACUUUGCACGAGGCUGUGGAAGCUCCUAGGUUGCACCAUCAGGUUUUCCCCAUGACUUUGAUGGUAGAGGAAAACUUUACUUCAUAUGAUAAUAAGUUGUUGAAAGCAUUGAAAAAAGUUGGACAUGAAAUAGAUUUUGUUAGUUCGAAUAAUUUUGGUGGAGCCUUGGUGAUUAUAAAAACUACUAAGGGGAUUCAAGCUGUAUGCGACACUAGAAUACCUUGCAGCGUCUAUUAUGUUUACAGUUAGUAUAUUGUUGUAGUUCUGUUUUGAUUUUCCUUUCGUAAUAAAAACACUACUGGCAAU